AUGGCCCGAUCAAUUAUUCUUGCUCUUCUCCUCUCCUCAACUGCCCUCGCAUCGAAUCCCGUCUUUGGUGCCUACUCUACAGAUUCAUGCGACACAUGUCUGGAUCAAACCUAUGAGAGCUGUCCAGGAGACUACAAGACACGUUCCUACGCAACAUGUAUGUGCGCAGGUGACGGCAGCGCCAACUUUGUGUCCUGCCUCUCAUCUUGCGAUCCAACUCUCAAUGAGCCUGCCAAUGCAAGUGCCACCUACUACGGGUACUGUCUCAUGUUCUUCAAAGAGCUAUGUGAUGGUGCGCAGGAGUUUGUGAGCAGUGAUACAUAUGCCGAGCAGUGUUCCAAGGAGGCUAUAAAGGCUGGCGGGAUCGGCGAGAAGGGAAAUGAUUCCGGAGACGAUGGCGGUUCUGGAAGUGAUGGUGGCUCUGAUAAGGAGAGUGACGCCGAUGCUGAUGAGAGUACUGCAAUUGAAGCACCGACCAAGACAAACGAGUCAGCUAGUGAAAAGACCAACGAAAAGGGCGAAUCCAAUGAGACAGGUGCUGCUACCACGACAGGCGACUCUAGCAAGACAUCCGAGACAGCUCAGACAACAUCUGGUGCUAAAGCGACGGCUAUUCCCGCCAUGGCCCUUUUCGCUGGUCUUGGAUUGCAGUUCAUCAAUGUCUAA
Fusarium pseudograminearum CS3096 is the source of this 666-nucleotide messenger RNA. RefSeq lists its product as uncharacterized. The record is from RefSeq and is a predicted model, not a curated record. The coding region runs from base 1 to 666 and encodes 221 amino acids. NCBI's taxonomy places the organism in Eukaryota, Fungi, Ascomycota, Sordariomycetes, Hypocreales, Nectriaceae. The transcript has 2 exons.